UAAACCAUAUGACAUGUUACAAGCCUCACAAUUAUUUUUACUUGCAAACAUAUGGCACUCGAUCCAUUAUGUGAGCAUCUCAUCUCCUCUCUUUCAUCUCUUCCCCACCUUCUCUCUCUCUCUCUCUCUCUCUUGACAUCUCUCCCGAAUGAAGCUCCCGGCCAUGGAGCUGCCGUUCGGGAAAAGCCAGUCGACUCUCCAAAAGAACCCCAAAAUACUAAUAAUUCUAGGGUCCCUCACCAUACUCCUCUUCACAAUCGUCCCUAUCUAUUACCCUUUGCUGGGCUACACCCUGAACAAAUUUUCCGAGCCGCCUUCUUCCUCGUAUGAGCCGGUGGUCGACGCCGGAGAAGACGCCGAUUCGAUAGAGAUACCGGAGAAGCUCAACGAUGAUGGCAAGUGCGAUAUAUUCAGCGGCGAGUGGGUGGCGGAUCCGGAGGCGCCGUACUACACGAACGCCAGCUGCUGGGCCAUCCACGAGCACCAGAACUGCAUGAAGUACGGGAGGCCGGACAACGGGUUCAUGAAGUGGAGGUGGAAGCCGGACGGCUGCGAGCUGCCGGCGUUCAACCCGUUCCAGUUCCUGGAGAUAGUGCGGGGGAAAUCCAUGGCGUUUGUGGGAGAUUCUGUGGGGAGGAACCAGAUGCAGUCCUUGAUUUGCAUGCUAUCCGGGUAAGCUGAAUAUCCCAUAGAUGUUUCGUUGACGACGGACGAGAAUUUCAAGAGAUGGAAAUACACGUCCUACAACUUCACCAUGGCCACCUUCUGGACGCCAUUUCUGGUAAAAGCGGAUCAAGCCGACUCCAACGGCCCCACCCACACCGGCCUCUUCAACCUCUACCUGGACGAGUUCGACGACUCAUGGACAACCCAAAUCCAAGGUUUUGAUUACCUCCUCCUCUCCGCCGGCCACUGGUUCUACCGCCCCGCCAUGUACUACGAGCGCCGCCGCCUCGUCGGCUGCCGCUUCUGCCAGAUCGACAACGUCACCGACCUCCCCAUGUACUACGGCUUCCGCCGAGCCUUCCGGACGGCUUUUAGAGCCAUCAACGCCCUCCAAGACUAGGGGAUUGUUUAUUUGAGAACUUUUGCGCCGUCUCAUUUUGAAGGCGGCCUGUGGAACCAGGGAGGGAACUGCGUGAGGACGAGGCCGUUCAGGAACAACGAGACGCAGUUGGAGGGGGAGAAUUUGGAGCUCUACAUGACGCAGAUGGAGGAGUUCAGGGCGGCGGAGAGCGUAGGGAGGAAGAAGGGGUUGAGGUACAGGUUGCUGGACAUAACGCCGGCGAUGAUGCUUCGGCCGGACGGGCAUCCGAGCAGGUACGGGCAUUGGCCGGAGGAGAACGUGACUUUGUACAACGACUGUGUGCACUGGUGCUUGCCUGGGCCCAUCGAUAGUUGGAGCGAUUUCUUGCUGGAGAUGCUGAAGAGGGAGGGGAGGAGAAGUUUCCAGGAAAAAAUUCAGCUGGAGAAAGAGAAAAUGUGACAUAUUUUCUCUCGAUCUGUGUCUCACUCUCCCCCUCUGUAUUUUGGUGGGUGGUUAUUUUUUUUGUUUAGAGAUUUGUUUUGUUUUUACAUCCUCUGCCUCUGCCUCUGCCUCUGCCUCUGCGUCUGAGCAGUUGUUGCGGGGAUGCAUCUAAUUUCUACUACUAGCUAUUUGUUUGGGUCAUGUCAUGUCAUGUGUUUGUAAGUACGUAUAAGGAAGACAAAAGAUUAUUCUUACAUAAAAAGCUAUGUGACGAAGCACAUUUCUAAA
This is a messenger RNA of Diospyros lotus (date-plum), 1756 nucleotides long. RefSeq names its product protein trichome birefringence-like 19. NCBI's taxonomy places the organism in Eukaryota, Viridiplantae, Streptophyta, Magnoliopsida, Ericales, Ebenaceae. Gene Ontology annotation, molecular function: O-acetyltransferase activity. Gene Ontology annotation, cellular component: Golgi apparatus. The record is from RefSeq and is a predicted model, not a curated record.